Messenger RNA from Talaromyces marneffei, 213 nucleotides. RefSeq lists its product as uncharacterized. The record is from RefSeq and is a predicted model, not a curated record. The transcript is spliced from 4 exons. The coding region runs from base 1 to 213 and encodes 70 amino acids. NCBI's taxonomy places the organism in Eukaryota, Fungi, Ascomycota, Eurotiomycetes, Eurotiales, Trichocomaceae.
AUGAAGACUUCCAAAGAUAUCAUAGCAAGAGAGGUUACAUACUACGUAGUACACGGUACGAAUGCAUCAGCCAUGGUUCCGGCGGCAUCGCCACUUCGAGAGCACCGACUUCGUCUGUCCACGACCGACCUACGUACGACGUCGUAUCCAGUCAGAAAUCCACUUGGAUCUCUGGAAUGGUUGGUUGGCUCCCUCGCCAUCGUCGAGAGUUGA